CCAGAGUCGUCUUUCCCAUGUGAAGUCUGUAUACCGAUUUGAUGUGGGGAUGUUAUUGGGCCGGGAUGUCCUGUUACACCCUUCAGGCCGGUCAAGGUUACAUGAGGCUACCAACAGACCGUUGUGUGGAAAGAUGUGUCCUAAUUCGGGAAGGCACACCGGAAGUUCACAAAGUACCUAUAUAAGCGUGGUGUGGCCCCCCGGGAAAAAAAAUUGUGAUAAAACAAACACAAGCCUAUUUGAGUCCCGACCGGCCUUUCUUCCAUCACUCAAAAGAAAGAAAGCCAUAACAGAAAAUGGCGAAAACACUCCACAAGCAAAUCAACCUUCAAAAAGUCCAGGGGCCAGACAACACUUACACCUGCGACUGGCAUACCGACUGGGCCUUUGGUAUCACCCUCCACGGCGGCUGCACCGCCGCCGGAAUCUAUUCCGCCCUCACCACCCAUCUCGCCCACACCCCCCACCCCGACAUCCUCAAACUCCACCUCGAAUUCCUCCGCCCUUGCACCCGCGAAGCCUCCACCAUAACCAUCACCACCCUCCGCACCGGCGCAACAAGCACAACCCUCCAAGCCACCCUCACCCAAUCCUCCAAUUUCAAGAUCCUCGCCAUCGCCACAGCCAUCAACUUCAACACCCCCCUCGGCCCCUCCUCACCUUCAGAAUGGACCCUCCUCCCCCCUCCCAACCCACUCCCCAAUUUCAAAGCAAUAGAAUCCAACCAAAAAGACCCAAAUUGGGUAAUGGGCAGGAUAAAAGGGGAGUUCUUACCGUUCACAGACCGGAUGCUCAUCCUUGCGCCACGGCAAGGCCACACGACAAACGGGGUUCAUGACGGGUGGUAUAAAUUCCUUUAUGCAAACAAUGACGACGAGGAGUACUCUCCCGAUUACGAAGGCGGGGUGGAUAACACCCUGUUGACGUUCCUGGCGGAUGCACUGCCCAGUAUGUCGGACAUGUUAAUGCGCACUGGUGGUGUGUAUGAUCCACAUGGGAUACACUCCAAGAUGGUGGCUUGGGAAAGUGCAGACACAAGAAACCAGGGCAGGCCGGCGGUGGUGAGGAAUUUGCUCAAGGAUGCGAUGAAGGCGGAGGCGUUUAGUAAUACUGUGACAUUGGAUGUUGAGCUCAAGAAACGGGUGGAUCCGAACAGGGGAAACGGGUGGUUCUUGAUUCGGACAACGGCGAAAAUGUUGGAAAAGGGGAGGAUGGAUGUCGAUGUGGUUAUUGCGGAUGAGAACAUGGAGUUAUUGGUGGUCGCGCAGCAGACGGUAUUGGUGUUAGAGGCGGGGAGGAAGUUUAGCAAGGGGAGGAAGGCGGCGCUUUAAGGUUCGUAGUCUCUUUAUCAAGAUAUUUUUGGGUCAUCUUGGCCUCGAUGCCACUGGGGUGGUGUGGUUUGGAUAGAAAAUCAAGCUGAGGUCUGCGUAAGUUAUGAACAGCAUACGCUAGAGAGAUUGUCUUGGUUAAUGUCCAUCUAACCAGUCGAGGGUGGGAUUAUACUACUUGCAUUGCUGAAUGCAAUGAUGCCGUCUUGAUAGUGUUGUUACAGAUGUGAACUGUGUAUA
Molecule: messenger RNA, 1568 nt
Organism: Podospora pseudocomata
Lineage: Eukaryota; Fungi; Ascomycota; Sordariomycetes; Sordariales; Podosporaceae
Exons: 2
Coding region: 297-1331 (344 amino acids)
Source: RefSeq, a predicted model, not a curated record